Messenger RNA from Macadamia integrifolia, 2287 nucleotides. RefSeq names its product UPF0481 protein At3g47200-like. The record is from RefSeq and is a predicted model, not a curated record. The coding region runs from base 950 to 2206 and encodes 418 amino acids. Lineage: Eukaryota; Viridiplantae; Streptophyta; Magnoliopsida; Proteales; Proteaceae. The transcript is spliced from 2 exons.
CUUAUUGUUAUUAAGUAGAAAGAACUGCUACCCGCUUGCAUGUGUCUAUGCCUACACAUUAGGUGUGGAAAAACCGUACUGCCCCAUGCUGAAGAUGCUCCCGCACGCCUUCCCAUUGGCCUGUGUGCUGGCAUAUACUUGUGCCAACAGGUUAGCAUUCACUUACCCUAUUUUACUGGGGAAAUGAGUCAUCCCUGGUCAAGUGGCCCCUGCCUCCGGAUAUAGAGGGCGACAAAAUGACGUCCCCACCCCUCUGAAAUGUAAAAAACCAACCCCUUGUAUAUGCUCAUGGCGUCUCCUCAUUGGCCCUCAAGUUGGUUUAGGGACCACACGUCCAAGGAGCGUUCUUUUCCCCUUAUUUUUUAUUCUUCUUGUAGCAUUAGGUAGUAAUAACAAUGGGACUAAUGCUCAUGUUAGUUCUGUGAAUUUGUUUGAACAGAUAGCAGUCACAUUCACUCUUUCUCUUUCCUUUGGCUACAAAAGUUUAAGCUAAACAAAACCCUGCAAUUAAUAUUUUUUCUCAGGAGAGAAGAAGAAAAAUGUUGUUCCAAGAGAUUGUAAAUUACUGUGCAAAUGUUGAAUUUUUUGAAAGUACACUUUCCUUGGAGUGCUUUUCUUUUUUGACAAGUUGAAGGAUAAUAUAUUAGGGAAUGGUCCAAGUUGGAUAUGUAUCAUUCGGGCAAGAGAUUGUUGCCUGGUCAUGUGGCCCCUGCACCAGCAUGGGGGCCAAUGAGAGCACGUGUAGUGGCAUCAACAUUGAUGGAAUUUUUUAUUUCACUGAUGGCGGGACUGUAAUUUCAUAGCUUCCUAUGUCUGGGUGUAGGAGCCACAUGACGAGGGUUUUUGAGGCCAUAUAUUUUCUUGAAGAAGAACCAACAAGGGUUGUAAUCUCCAAGACUCUUAAAAGGCCAUAAAUUCUACCUAUACUUUGGCAGAACAUUACAGAAUUAUGGAUGUGGAUGAUAUAUUGACAUCUUCCAUUGAAGCAAAGCUUUGUCCUGAGCCUCCAUUGUCCUCUCGGGCUUGUAUCUUCAGAGUUCCCCAUGUACUCUCUCGACAAAGUGAAGGUGCUUUUGCACCUAAUAUUGUCUCAAUUGGCCCCUUCCACCAUGGUCAUGAAAACCUGAAGAGAAUGGAAGAAUUCAAACUAUGGUAUUUGCAUGGCCUCCUCUCUCGUGCUCCAACUUCACAGACAAGUUUAAAGAUAUUCACCAAAGCCAUUCGGCAGUUGGAGGAACGUGCACGUGAGUGUUAUGCAGAACAUUUGAUGGAAUUUGACACAGAUGAAUUCGUGGAGAUGAUGCUAGUUGAUGGUUGUUUCAUCUUAGAACUUUUCCGCAAGAAAGUAAAUGGCAUAGAAAGACAAAGAGACGAUCCCAUAUCCAAUACACCUUGGAUGGAUAGUUACUUGCGAGUUGACUUGAUGUUGCUUGAGAACCAAAUUCCAUGGUUUGUUCUUGAAUGUCUAUUCAACCUCACAGUGCCUUCCGGAGAAAUGAACCCUUCCUUUGCUGAGCUUGCUCUAGGUUUCUUUGAUACUAUGAUGCCAAUGACAGUUCCUGCCAAAUCGAGCUCUAGAUUUGAAACAAAGCAUUUGCUUGACUUGCUGUGGAAUAGCAUAAUUUCAGCUUCUGCAGAUGUAGAGUUGACAUUGGAGAAUGAAUAUUGGGAAGUAAUUCCUAAAGUGAAAAACCUUGUAGAGGCUGGAGUCAAAUUCAGAAAGGGCAGCCCUGAAGAAAUAUUGAAUAUAAGAUUCGAAGAUGGGGUGAUGGAAAUACCACCAUUGCUAAUUCAAGGGAGCACAGAACUUCUCUUUCGGAAUCUCAUGGCUUAUGAGCAGUGUUGUUUUUUCUUGCCUAACCGAAUCACUUCUUAUGUUGUAUUUUUGGAUUCUCUCAUUAACUCAUCAAAGGAUGUGCAUUUACUUGGGGACCAAGGAAUAUUAGAGAACUGGUUGAGCACUGAAGAAGAUGCUUCCCUUUUCUUUAGCAGGGUAUGGAAAGGUGGUACUCUUCACAAAUUCUAUUAUGUGGGAAUUUGCCAAAAAGUGAAUGCUUAUUAUGGAACAAGUUGGCAUAAGUGGCGAGCAACACUGAAGCGUGAUUACUUCAACAACCCAUGGACCAUAAUUUCCUUCAUUGGUGCUAUUGUAAUGCUAGUUCUUACCUUGUUGCAAGCCUUAUUCUCUAUCCUAAGUUUUUAUUAGUUGUCUUUCAUUUGAAAGGUUAUCCGAUUGUGUAUACUUCUGUUUGCUUGGAGAGAGAAUUAGAUCGAUUUUUUUUUUUUU